CCGCGGGCGCUCGGGCCCCCGAGCCCCGUCAGCGCUGCGUCCCUGCCGCGCCGUCCUCCGGGGUCCCCACGCCUUCCGAGGAUUCCCGCCCUCCUCCGGGCUCUCGGAGCCCUUCUCCGGUCGUGCCACCCGGCGCUGGGACGGUAUCUCCCCAGGGCGCUGCGUUGUUGACAGCCUUGCGUUUCCCCGCAGGACCUUCCUCCGGGGUGGGCGGGAAACCUCAUGCAGGAGGGACUCCAAGCCAAGAAAUGCAGCGCACACAAGAUCGAAUGUGACUUCGGUUCUUUUUGUUUAGGUUUUGCAGAAAUGUGUUGUUGAACAACUCUUGAGUGUGUCUGUCGCAGCAAUAGGUGCCAAAACACAAGACUUUGUCAUACGACUUCACAAAAAAUAGUAAAAUGUCGGUUUCCUCGCCAUUCAAGAUGCGGUUAGUUCAUCUGGACCUCAAAGGGGCCCCCCCAAAAGUGUCCUACCUCGCCGAGGUCUUUCCUCUGUUCCGUGCCCUGGGUGCAAACGGCCUCCUCAUUGAGUAUGAAGACAUGUUUCCGUACAACGGCCACCUGAGGUUGCUGCGAGCCAAGCACGCGUACAGCCCCUCUGAAAUCAGAGAGAUCCUGCAUCUGGCCACGCUGAGCGAGCUAGAGGUCAUUCCCUUGGUGCAGACUUUCGGACACAUGGAGUUUGUGCUGAAGCAUGACGCUCUUGCUCACCUCCGGGAAGUGGCGCUUUUCCCCAACACCUUGAGCCCCCACGAGGCCGAGUCCCUGGCACUGGUGCGAACCAUGAUCGGCCAGGUCAUGGAGCUGCACCCGGGCGCCCGGUGGCUCCACAUCGGCUGUGAUGAGGUCUAUUACCUUGGGGAAGGUGAGGCCUCAAGACAGUGGCUGCGGCAGGGACAGAACAACAAAGCAAAACUGUGUCUGUCCCAUGUGAAGGCGGUGGCCAGCCACGUUCUGGCCCAGCACCCCACCACGACACCCCUGGUGUGGGACGACAUGCUGCGCGCCAUCCCCGAGGACCAGCUCUCAGCGUCGGGGGUGCCACAGCUGGUGGAGCCUGUGCUCUGGGACUACGGGGCCGACCUGGACAUCCAUGGCAAAGCCCUUCUCAUGGAAAAGUACCGGGAGUGUGGUUUUUCCCGGCUGUGGGCUGCCAGUGCCUUCAAAGGGGCCACGGGGGCGAGUCAGGCCCUGACCCCCAUCGAGCACCACCUCAGAAACCACAUGCAGUGGCUGCAGGUGGCAGGCGGCGGGCCAGCGGACAUGCUGCAGGGCAUCAUCCUGACUGGCUGGCAGAGGUACGACCACUUCUCUGUGCUGUGUGAGCUGCUGCCCGUGGGGAUCCCGUCCCUGGCCAUCUGUCUGCAGUCGCUGCUCCGCGGAGGCUUUGCUGAAGAUGUGAAAGCAAGAGUGGAGGACUUUCUCGGGAUUUCAAGCCUGGAAAUAACCGACUUUGCAAGUGAGGAGGCCGCCUCCUUCCCCGGCAGCGACAUCCUGGCGCUCGUCACGCAAGUCAGCCUGCAGCUGCGCAGCUCCGUGGACGCACUGCUGGAGCGGGACAGGUAUGUGACCGGCUGGUUCAGCCACUACCAUCGCAGGCGGAGGCUCAUCCACCCCGUCAUGGUUCAGCACAUCCGGCCCCAGGUGCUCAGCCUCCUGGCCAGGUGGAGCACCCUUGAGCAGGAACUGCAGGCUGCCCUACAGCGCGUUUUCUACCCAGACGCCGUGGAGGAGUGGCUGGAGGAGAACGUGCAUCCCAGCCUGCAGAGGCUACGGGGUCUGCUGCAGGACCUCAGCGAGGCGGCUGGCCCCCAACCCCUGCUGGCCAGCCCCUGCCCCGACACAGGUCAGGAACCCUGAGGGGAGGGCCAAGUGUGGACUGUUGACCUGGCUGUCACUGGGCCAAGUGUGCCCCCCACAGCCUCACCCAGCUGCACCAGACCACGAUUGCCUCCUGCUGAUGGCAGCACCCAGGCAGUGAGAGGAAAUAGGAAACACCGAAGGAAAAAGCUUGCCAGGUGGGCCUCCUGAUCUGUGCAUAGACCUUUGAUUCCUUUGAAAUAAAAAGCACAAGCUAGA
This is a messenger RNA of Manis pentadactyla (Chinese pangolin), 2078 nucleotides long. It is a transcript of the gene HEXD, whose product is annotated as hexosaminidase D. The transcript has 14 exons. Gene Ontology annotation, biological process: carbohydrate metabolic process. Bases 399 to 1859 code for a protein of 486 amino acids. Lineage: Eukaryota; Metazoa; Chordata; Mammalia; Pholidota; Manidae. Gene Ontology annotation, molecular function: hexosaminidase activity. The record is from RefSeq and is a predicted model, not a curated record.